CGGCGGUGUUACGUUACCCCGCCAGACCCUGGUGAACUUCAAGCAGGCGAUGCGCAACUCGCCGGGUGCUCGAAUACUUGACAGUUUCUUAUUUGAUCCCGGAUUUAUUGCCGACCACCCGUCCGUCCGUCUUCUCCGAGACAUCGGCCACCCGCAUCCGAGAAGACAACCGCCGACCGGCCCGUUUUUUCCCGUGAGAUUGCUUACUUGCUUUGGGAGGAACAGCAACUGAGGACUUUCUUUACUGCCCACCUGUUGUCCCCCCAUAACAUCGUCUGCCCGACACCCAACCCUCACCCCCUCCGAUGCCAGCCUGGGCCCUCGCCCUCCGUUCCCAGUCGUCGGCAGGAGGUGGAGGCGGAUGCGGGGGGGAAGCCGCCUUAUACCUCGCCCUGGGCGCGGCCUUCGGCAUCUCGACGUGCCUCCUCGCCAACACCCUCCUCGGCUUCUCCUUUGCUUCCUCCUCCUCCCCGCCGCCGUCAACGACCUCUCCCGCCAGCCACAAACCCGCCAUCCCUUCCCCCCUCAGAACACACCUCCCAACCUUGGCCCCAGCCGCCGUCGCCGCCCUCCCCUACCCCCCGGACGUGCUCCCGGGCGGCCGGGCCGUCGCCACCCCGUACGGCACGAUCCAGGUGUUCGAGUGGGGCCCCCCGCGCGGCGAGAAGGUGCUGCUGCUGCACGGCAUCAGCACGCCGUGCGUGGCGCUGGGCGGCCUGGCCGAGGCGCUCGUCGCGCGCGGGUACCGCGUCAUGCUGUUCGACCUCUUCGGGCGCGGCUACUCGGACGCGCCCGCCGACCUGCCCUACGACCUGCGCCUGUACACCACCCAGGUCCUGCUGGCGCUGGCGAGCUCGCCGCUGGCCUGGACGGGGACGGGGACGGGGACGAGCAGCGCCGCCACAGACGAUGACGGGGGGGCGAGUAAUGCCGGAUUUCACCUGGUCGGGUACUCGCUGGGCGGCGGGCUCGCAGUGUCCUUUGCGCGCUACUUCGCCGGCAUGCUGAAGUCGGUCGUCGUGAUCGCCGGAGGCGGGCUCAUCCGCGGCGAGCACGUGGGGUGGAGGAGCCGGGUGCUGUACUCGGCGGCAACGGCGAGGUGGGUGCCCGACGGGCUGGUGAGGUGGUUCGUGAGGAGGCGGUUGAUGCCCCGUAGGACUGGCGCGGAGGGCGGGCAGGGGCAGGGGCAGGACGGCGCGGUCACGGAGACGGAGAUGGCCAAGGAGGUGGUGGAGGUAAAGGGACGCCACAAGAACAGCGACGCGAGCGGGGGCCGGUCGUUCGACAACGCGGUGCUCCUGGCGCGGCGGCCGGAGCACACCGUCUCGUCGGUCAUGGAGUGGCAGCUACGGCAUCACGACGGGUUCAUCCCCGCGUUCGUGAGCAGCAUCCGGCACGCGCCCAUCUACGACCAAAAGGAGGACUGGCUCGCGCUGGGGCAGAUGCUGGCCGAGAGGAGGGAGAAGCAGGGCUGGGAGGACGACGCGGCCGACCGGUCGCCGGGGCCCGGGCUCAGCGGAGGCAAGAUCCUGCUGGUGCUGGGGGCAUCCGACCCGGUCAUCGUGAAGGAGGAGCUGAUCCAUGACGCCACCGCCGUUCUGGGCGAGGACGGGUUCGAGGCGGUGGUGCUGGACGCCGGUCACGAGCUCGUCAUGACCAAGGCCGACGAAGUGGCAGCCGUGAUGACGAAUUUCUGGGAAAGAACUACAAAAUGAGAGAGAACUCGAGAGAGAAAAACUGGUUUUCUUGAAUCUGUAGAUAGAGGGGUUAGACGUGGCAUAGAAAUGAACAUCACCGCUUUCGAGCUGGC
Thermothelomyces thermophilus ATCC 42464 is the source of this 1810-nucleotide messenger RNA. RefSeq lists its product as uncharacterized. Gene Ontology annotation, cellular component: endoplasmic reticulum. The record is from RefSeq and is a predicted model, not a curated record. Lineage: Eukaryota; Fungi; Ascomycota; Sordariomycetes; Sordariales; Chaetomiaceae. The transcript is spliced from 2 exons. Gene Ontology annotation, biological process: regulation of lipid storage. The coding region runs from base 306 to 1715 and encodes 469 amino acids.